AUGGUAAAUUUAAAUCGAAAUGGUUGCUAUGCUGACUACGACCCGGUAACACACAAAGUGACGCAUUAUGAGGUCGUGUUCCUUGACCCCCACGUCAUGACCAUUCGACGCGUUCCUGCAAAAUUUAUUCAAAAGUACGUCUCCGGAGAGCUUAUCAGUGAUGAUCUUCAGAAAAGUAAAUACUGGCGAAAAAUACAGGAUGCAAUGGAAGAAGCGGAAAUAGCUUUGAAACUUCCAAUUCAAAUAAGAUUGGAGACAUUUGGAUAUGAACAUCCAAAAAAUGUCCAGAGUUCCAACAAAGCUAGUCACUCACAAAGGCGAGAACCUAUGGUGGAAAAUCAACAACAAAAGGUACUAACAUACAAAGUUACUCGACGGGGCCGCCCAAGGAAAAGAAAAGAAAUUGAAGGCGAUUCGUCUUCGGGAUUGUGCGCUAAUAAUAUGACAUCGUUUUUAGCUGAAGGGCCACUAAUCAGGGAGACGGCAGUAUCUGAAGAACCUACAAUGAUGAAGGCUUUCUCAGAUGAAGUAUUAAAAUCCGCAAAUGAAGAAUCACCGUCUUUCCUUAAUCCUCCAUUAGUCGAGCUGGUUGCAAGCAAUCAAAAGGUACCUGACCUGGACAAUAUUUGUUAUGCUGAAUUCUCAAAUCUCCUUCCUUCAGACGAAUCGGCAUCUAUAUCCUCGGAUUCACGGUGCUUUAGCGUUAGUUUGUCGCAAGAAACUGUUAUCAAGGAACGAUCAAAUGCGGCUUCCUUGCCGACUUCCAGUUUGGAUAGAACAAACGUCGAAGAUACUAUUUCUUCUGUCAUUGUGGCUUUGAGCCAAUCACAAGAAUCUGUUCCGGGAAACCCCAACCAAUCGAAUUAUGCAGAAAGUCCCUAUAGGGUUACAAAACGUUUAAGUGGAACCUUCCCUGAAGCCUCAGAUUUUUAUACUGAUAUGCCUGAGAUUAAUUCUCGUCAGAUUAGUGGUUCUACCUUAAUGAAUGAUGAUAAUUUUGAUAUAACAACUCUUAAUAAGAGUGAAGAUGAAUCUUCAACAGAUCUCCCACAAGAAACUGCUGAAAAGGUUUCUCAAAAACUCCAAAAUUCAGCUUCUUACUCAAUGCUCAACUUUCUAGAGCAAUCAAUAAUGUCUCGUUUGAAUGAAAGAAGUUAUUUAAUUGAGAAAGUCAGUGACAUUUUAACCAACCUACCCCUUGAUCUGCAGUUUAAGCCAGCAGGAGCUAAAUAA
This is a messenger RNA of Rodentolepis nana, 1233 nucleotides long. Lineage: Eukaryota; Metazoa; Platyhelminthes; Cestoda; Cyclophyllidea; Hymenolepididae. The record is from the annotation of a GenBank genome assembly.